This is a messenger RNA of Hirundo rustica (Barn swallow), 2608 nucleotides long. RefSeq names its product lysine acetyltransferase 2B (gene KAT2B). Gene Ontology annotation, molecular function: protein binding; histone H3 acetyltransferase activity. The record is from RefSeq and is a predicted model, not a curated record. The transcript has 18 exons. Gene Ontology annotation, biological process: positive regulation of transcription by RNA polymerase II; chromatin remodeling. NCBI's taxonomy places the organism in Eukaryota, Metazoa, Chordata, Aves, Passeriformes, Hirundinidae. Bases 1 to 2415 code for a protein of 804 amino acids. Gene Ontology annotation, cellular component: histone acetyltransferase complex; nucleus.
AUGGCGGAGCCUGGCGGCGGCGGGGCCGGGGCGGCGGGCGGCGGCGGGCCGCAGCAGGGCUCCCCGGCCGCCGCGGGGGUGGCCGCAGGGGGGCCGGUCCGCGGCGCCGCCGAGAGCCCCGGGGGGCCCGGCUCGGCGCGCACCGCGGGGAAGAAGGCGCAGCUGCGCGCCGCGCCGCGGGCCAAGAAGCUGGAGAAGCUGGGCGUCUACUCCGCCUGCAAGGCCGAGGAAUCCUGUAAAUGCAACGGCUGGAAGAACCCGAACCCGCCUCCCACGCCGCCGCGGGCCGAGCUGCAGCAGGCAGCGGUCAGCCUGGCCGAGCCCUGCCGCAGCUGCAGCCACGCACUGGCUGCUCAUGUUUCUCACCUGGAGAAUGUGUCUGAAGAAGAAAUGAACAGGCUCCUGGGGAUUGUAUUGGAUGUGGAAUAUCUGUUCACCUGUGUCCACAAAGAAGAAGAUGCAGACACCAAGCAAGUUUAUUUCUACCUGUUCAAACUUUUGAGGAAGUGCAUUUUACAGAUGGGAAAACCUGUAGUAGAAGGAUCUUUGGAAAGUCCCCCAUUUGAGAAACCUAGCAUUGAGCAGGGUGUGAAUAAUUUUGUGCAGUACAAAUUUAGCCACUUACCCUCGAAGGAAAGGCAAACGAUAGUGGAACUGGCGAAAAUGUUUCUGAACCGCAUUAACUACUGGCACCUGGAGACACCUUCUCAACGAAGACUAAGAUCACCCAAUGAUGAUAUUGCAGGGUAUAAAGUGAAUUAUACCAGGUGGCUUUGCUAUUGCAAUGUUCCUCAGUUUUGUGACAGUCUACCUCGGUAUGAAACCACCCAGGUUUUUGGUAGGACAUUGCUUCGCUCUGUUUUUACUGUAAUGAGACGACAACUGCUGGAGCAGGCCAGGCAAGAAAAAGACAAGCUUCCUCAAGAAAAACGAACACUAAUCCUCACUCAUUUUCCAAAGUUUCUGUCUAUGCUGGAAGAAGAAGUGUACAGCCAGAAUUCUCCCAUUUGGGAUCAGGAUUUCAUGGUGUCUAGUUCCCGAGCUGGCCAGCUGGGAAUCCAGACAGUUAUCAGUCCACCUCCCGUUGCAAGAUCUGUUGCAUACAGUGCAAGUCCUUCAUCUCUGGAGCAAUCCAACAGUGGGAAUAUGAGUCCAGCUUGCAAAGUUUCUUCUGCCCUUGACCCAAACUUAGGGGAAAAAAGAAAAAAUAAUGAACCCUAUUCUCUGGAGGAUUCUAAAAGGCCAAGGGUUGUAGGAGAUAUCCCAAUUGAGUUAAUCAAUGAAGUAAUGUCAACAAUUACAGAUCCUGCAGCAAUGCUUGGGCCAGAGACCAACUUCCUCUCGGCACACUCGGCUCGGGACGAGGCAGCGAGGCUGGAGGAGCGCAGGGGGGUGAUUGAAUUCCAUGUGGUCGGCAACUCCCUGAACCAGAAACCCAACAAGAAGAUCAUGAUGUGGCUGGUUGGUUUGCAGAAUGUGUUCUCCCAUCAGCUGCCUCGAAUGCCGAAGGAAUACAUCACCCGCUUGGUCUUUGAUCCGAAACAUAAAACCCUUGCAUUAAUAAAAGACGGCCGUGUUAUCGGUGGUAUCUGCUUCCGAAUGUUCCCCUCCCAAGGAUUUACAGAGAUUGUUUUCUGUGCUGUGACUUCCAAUGAGCAAGUCAAGGGUUAUGGGACUCACCUAAUGAACCAUCUGAAGGAGUACCACAUCAAACACAACAUUCUCAACUUUCUCACGUAUGCAGAUGAAUAUGCUAUCGGCUACUUCAAAAAACAAGGUUUCUCCAAAGAUAUUAAAGUACCAAAAGCAAAAUAUGUUGGCUACAUCAAGGAUUAUGAGGGUGCCACAUUAAUGGGAUGUGAAUUAAAUCCAAGGAUCCCCUACACGGAAUUUUCUGUCAUCAUCAAAAAGCAAAAAGAGAUCAUUAAAAAGCUCAUAGAAAGGAAGCAAGCUCAAAUACGAAAAGUUUAUCCUGGCCUUUCUUGCUUCAAAGACGGAGUACGGCAGAUUCCUAUAGAAAGCAUUCCUGGAAUUAGAGAGACUGGCUGGAAACCAAGCGGAAAAGAAAGAGGCAAAGAGCCCAAGGAUCCAGAUCAACUUUACAGCACAUUAAAAACCAUCCUGCAGCAAGUGAAGAGCCAUCAAAGCGCUUGGCCCUUCAUGGAACCCGUGAAGAGAACAGAAGCUCCUGGAUAUUAUGAAGUUAUAAGGUUUCCCAUGGAUCUCAAAACAAUGAGUGAGCGACUCAAGAACAGGUACUACGUGUCUAAGAAAUUAUUCAUGGCAGACUUGCAGCGAGUCUUUACAAACUGCAGAGAGUACAACCCCCCCGAGAGUGAAUACUACAAAUGUGCCAAUAUACUGGAGAAAUUCUUCUACACAAAAAUUAAAGAAGCUGGAUUAAUUGACAAGUGACACUGUCUUUUUUACAACCAAAUAGUGUGCCUAUGUUAUGGACAGGGAAAGCCGUUCUAUAUCUGAGUUGUGGGACUUUCAAGAAACUUUUGUUUAAUACUUAGCACUUUUAAAAAACCCUUUUAGUUUUGCAAACAUGUAUUAUACUGAAGUUACAAAAAUUAUUUUAUUAAAUGCUUUAUAAUGUAUUUAA